Trichoderma harzianum CBS 226.95 is the source of this 192-nucleotide messenger RNA. RefSeq lists its product as hypothetical. Lineage: Eukaryota; Fungi; Ascomycota; Sordariomycetes; Hypocreales; Hypocreaceae. The record is from RefSeq and is a predicted model, not a curated record. The transcript has a single exon. The annotation marks the transcript as partial.
AACAACUAUAGGACCACCCUCCCGGAGACAAAGCUAAAAUACAGAGCCCUACAGAGGUCCCCUAUCUCCCCUAUUAUCUCUAUACUCUACUUCUCCCCUAGCCUAAAGCUUAAUAACCUAAACACCUGCUUUAGAUACGUAAACAACAUUAGCAUUAUAGUAAUAGGGGCUAAUACUAAAAAAACUACUUAA